Molecule: messenger RNA, 1927 nt
Organism: Paraphaeosphaeria sporulosa
Lineage: Eukaryota; Fungi; Ascomycota; Dothideomycetes; Pleosporales; Didymosphaeriaceae
Exons: 3
Coding region: 205-1761 (518 amino acids)
Biological process (GO): calcium import into the mitochondrion; mitochondrial calcium ion homeostasis
Cellular component (GO): uniplex complex; mitochondrial inner membrane
Molecular function (GO): calcium channel activity; uniporter activity
Source: RefSeq, a predicted model, not a curated record
CGAAGAUGGCGAGUUCGGAGAUUGAACAAGGCAACGCCACAUGUGGCUUUCACCUCAGCCACGAAGAUGACGUCGGAAACAAACACGUCGUGUUGCGCGUCACUUCCAAGGUUGCGUGACCGCAUCGCUCUCAGAGAGCUACAGCUGCACCCCUUCUACCUGCACAUCACGCGUGUCUUCAAUUAGGCCGUGUAAACUUUUGCCAUGAAGCCGCGGAUACAUUCAUUGCAGGGCCUGGCGCGCAUCUCAAGACCCUUGCCAACACCGUCCAUCAUAGCCUCGCGCUAUAUCACACCGAAAUACUAUCGCGAUGUGCAGCUUCGGAGCUUCGCCUUCUCGGCUCUUUCGAGACUUGAAGAGAAGCACCACUACGACUACUCCAGCCCCAACUCCAGGCCAGCGAUCCAACUCAAUCACAAUGUCACAAAAGAGGAGCAGGACGAUUAUGACAAGCGACUAAGCAAGGAGUUGAAAGACAAGCAGAUACGCUCACCAUGGACCAGAGAGGGCAGCGACAAGCCGCCCGUAGCACAACAGAGAGAGGCCAGCGCCAUGACAAAAGGAAAACUACUAACGACACCGUCGCGCAUGCUCAAACUCAUCUUGCCAUUGACAACCAAAGACAUGAACACUGACCGCAAGGACGUCGAACCGCUCGCUCUCCUCGUGCAUCCACAGCAGCCCCUCUCCUACUUGGAACGUCUAAUCCAGGCGGAGCUUCCCAAGCUGCAGGACAAGGACGGCAACGAGCGCAUACCCAACGUGUACUUCCGCGCCGAAGACUCUAUGCAAGACGCCAUGGAGGCGGCGGAAGCCGAGAAGACGCCCGUGAGCAAAGACGGCGAGACACUGGACGAACAGGAAGGAGAAGAGGACUUUGAGAAAGUCGACGAAAUCCGCAUCGGCGGAAAGACUGAGAAGACUGGCAAGCUCAAUUCAGCAGUCGACAGGAAAACCCCAGAUGAAGCUGCGGAGCUACGAGGCGGCCACGGCAAGGGUGGCGUAGAAUCAUACUCUGGUCUGGGUCAAGAGGCGCCAUCGGACGAGAAGGCAGACCGCAAGUUCGUGCGGUGGUCUAGUAGCACCGAGAUUGGGGACUUCAUCCGCGACGCUGCGCGAGGCCAGGAAUUCGCUGUUGAGAUUGAAGGCGCCCCGAAAGAUAUUCGCGUUGGCGUGCCCUCGUUCAACGAUAGGACAUUCUAUCUGCGCAUGCGAUUGCGCAAGAUCUCCAAGGGUAUCGCCAGUCUGGCUAGUUUAAAGAAAGAGUGCGAUCAUCUCGCACACAAAGGUGCGCAGCGCGUUGCUCAAGGAGGAUUUGUCGUCAUUUUGGGAUGGUGGUUCCUUGUGUAUCAUCUUACCUUUGAGACUGAGCUUGGCUGGGACGUCAUGGAACCUGUCACUUACCUCGUCGGCCUCAGCACCCUGAUCGGCGGUUAUAUGUGGUUCCUUUACCACAACCGCGAAGUCUCGUACCGCUCCGCCAUGAACUUCACCAUCUCGCGGCGCCAGGGCAAACUAUACCAACAGCGCGGCUUCGACCUACGCAAGUGGGAGACGCUCAUAGAAGAAGGCAACGCCCUGCGCAAGGAGAUCAAGGCCGUCGCCGACGAAUACGAUGUCGAAUGGGACGAGCUACAGGAGGAGAAGCACGAUAACGUGGCCGAGGCGCUGAGAAACGAGCGCAAGAAACAGAAAGGAAAGGACAAGGACAAGGAUGAUGAUGAGAAGGAUGCGAAGGCGAGGGGGAAGAGCGACGAUUGAGGAGACUGGGAGAAGAAUGUGAGCAUAGCACAAGCGAGGCGUUUGGGAGGUGGUAAUCUUGAGCGGUAUACACGUCAGCGUUAUGGUGGCUAUACCCCAUUGCAUUAACCGUACAUAUUUGACUUGUGAGCGUGUAUAAUAAUAGGAGCCACUUCAUCUAUCGGAU